AUGUUCCCUCUGCAUGUUCUGAUUUUUGUAUGCGCUUUCGGGCUCUGUCAAUGCGGUGAUAAUUUGCCCUCGGAAUCGGGAGAAGGAAUUAGUCUUAAUUCUCUUCCUGUGGGUUCAGGAGUUGAUAAUUCCGUCAAAGGUGAGGGUCUAAUGUUUGACAUUUUAAAUCCACCCUCGAACGUUUACAAUUUUCACAUUUCCUACUGUGGAAUAGAAUACGACUACUAUUCUGCAAGGGAUGGUGACCACUUUUUAAAGGUUUCCGAGAAUUCCCAAACCCUUUGGAAGGAACAAAAUGGCAAAAUUUGUAAUAAGGUACGAAUCUAUCAUACUAAAGAAGAACCUGUCAUGAUUGUUUUGACCGUAGAUGAUCAACUCUCGGAAUACUUUGAGAAGGUGGAUGGAACCUGGAAGAGUAUCGCCGAGGAUGAGCAUCACAAUAAACUAGAAGGAAUGAAGGAUUCUUCAAACCCAUAA
This is a messenger RNA of Theileria equi strain WA, 477 nucleotides long. RefSeq names its product signal peptide containing protein. The record is from RefSeq and is a predicted model, not a curated record. The transcript has a single exon. NCBI's taxonomy places the organism in Eukaryota, Apicomplexa, Aconoidasida, Piroplasmida, Theileriidae. Bases 1 to 477 code for a protein of 158 amino acids.